Pyrenophora tritici-repentis Pt-1C-BFP is the source of this 4044-nucleotide messenger RNA. NCBI's taxonomy places the organism in Eukaryota, Fungi, Ascomycota, Dothideomycetes, Pleosporales, Pleosporaceae. The record is from RefSeq and is a predicted model, not a curated record.
AUGAUGCGAACUGCCAGCCAACUGCCCCUCGUCAGUGGCCACACGCACCCGAACCCGCUUGCCUCGCACGCCCCCGCACCCCUCGCCAUGAACGGCUCUGCGCCUCCUCCUGCGCCUGCAGAAGUUGCUGUCUCAACGCGCCCCGGCACCGCUGCUGCAGCUGCCAAUGCCUUGUCUGCUUCAGACAUGGACCAUAACGCCCCGCCUGCCCGUCCAGCCUCGACUGGCCAACCCUCUGUCCGGCCAGGCUUUGGACGGGCCAAGAGUGACUUUGGACCUCGCCAUGCUGUCGGUCCCCCAGAGAGCACCGCCGACGAGGGCAGCGUCGAUGGCCAUUUCAAGAUUCGCCAUGGGUGGGAUGACCAGCUGAACUCGGAAGAGUACAGCAACCUGCUCACCUCAAACUUCUUCAUGUACUACACCGACAAGAAGCAUGAGUCUGGCGGUCACCCCAAGCACGAGGACACAGCUUUUCCUGUCCAAGAAUGGCGAAUGCGCGACCGCCUCAAAACUGUCUCGGCCGUCCUUGCCCUCUGCCUCAACAUAGGUGUUGAUCCGCCCGACGUCAUCAAGACGAAUCCAUGUGCCAAGGAGGAGUGCUGGAUAGACCCGACCGUCACCUCCCAGACGCCAGGUCACACACCCAUGAACCAAAUUGGAAAGGCCCUACAGACGCAGUACGAGCAGCUGAGCAUGCGCACGCGCUACAAGCUUCUUCUCGAUCCUACUACGGAAGAGACGAGGAAAUACACGUCGACCCUUAGGCGCAAUGCCCGCAACGAGCGAGUCUUGUUCCACUACAACGGCCACGGCGUUCCGAAACCCACAUCCUCGGGCGAAAUCUGGGUCUUCAACCGAAACUACACUCAGUACAUACCCUUGUCGCUUUACGACUUGCAGUCUUGGAUCGGGGCGCCGAGUCUGUUUGUCUACGACUGCUCCGACGCCGGCCUUAUUAUCACAAACUUCAAUCGGUUUGCCGAGAAGCACCAGACGGAGUUUGAGGAAGCUCGGCGGCGGGAUCCCAGUGUUGAGCACGUUGACUUCAGUGAUUGCAUCCAUUUGGCAGCGUGCAGGGAUAAGGAAUCCCUUCCUACCAACCCGGAACUGCCUGCUGACAUCUUCACCUCUUGCUUGACUGACCCCAUCACCAUGGCCGUGCGCUUCUUCAUCUUACAGAACCCACUCCCAACAAAGGUCAGCUUACGAGAUGCCCACAAUAUCCCAGGCAAGGUCUCUGAACGUAGAACGCCCAUUGGCGAACUGAACUGGAUCUUUACAGCCAUCACCGACACCAUUGCUUGGAACUCUCUUUCCAAACCCCUCUUCAAGAAGCUGUUCCGUCAGGACUUGAUGGUUGCUGCCCUGUUCCGCAACUAUCUUCUCGCCCAACGUGUCAUGCGUGCAUACCACUGCCAUCCUGUCUCGCAUCCUGAAAUCCCACAGACUCAUGACCAUCCAUUAUGGCGCAGUUGGGAUCUUGCCGUUGAGCUGAUUCUGGCUCAGCUACCAGAUCUCCAAGCAGAGGCUCGUGGCGAAAAGGAAUAUGUCUACAAGCAUUCUGAUUUCUUCGCCGAGCAGUUGACCGCUUUCGAGGUGUACCUCACCCAAGGCGCAGUCGAGCAGAAGGUCCCCGAACAACUCCCUAUAGUGCUUCAAGUGCUGCUUAGUCAGGUGCACCGACUCCGCGCACUAAUUUUACUAUCAAGUUUCUUGGACCACGGCCCUUGGGCUGUGAAUCUUGCACUGAGCAUUGGCAUCUUUCCAUACGUGCUGAAACUACUACAAUCCCAAGCAAACGAGCUCAAGCCAGUCAUGGUAUUCAUCUGGGCUCGAAUUCUUGCAGUUGAUCAAUCCUGCCAAGCCGACCUUCUCAAAGACAACGGUUACCAAUACUUCAUCAACAUAUUCAACCCGAACUCUGGCAUACCGAUUCAGAACGCCAGCGAACAUCGCGCCAUGUGCGCCUUCAUCGUCUCGAUAUUUUGUAAAGACUACAAUCAAGGCCAGCGUGCCUCACUAAGCGUCGAGCUCGUAGAGAGCUGCCUAGAUCAUGUCAAAGACGUGCAAAACCCAUUGCUGAGGCAAUGGUCGUGCCUUUGCCUAAGCAAGCUCUGGGUCAACUACGAAGAAGCCAAAUGGGAGUCCAUUGCAUCAAUGAUCCUCAUCAUGACCAUGGACGGAAACAGCAUGGUGCGCAAAGAGCUCCUCAUCUUCUUUUCCACAUUCGUUGCCCGCUACAAGACACGCUUCAUUGUCGCAGCUUUCGAGCAACUUUCCGAGGAACACAGUGACAUAAAACCAAGGCAACCCGAGGACAAGAGCGGCGACGGGCUCUACAUGAAGACGCGUACCGGGGCAUCGGGCAGUAUCUCCGAGUCGUCAUCCUGUUCGCAAAACACAAUUUACGCGGCAAUAUGGAAAGAGCUGCUGGUCAUGUCAGUAGACCCACAUCCUGAGAUUGCGAAAGACGCUGGGAUCGUCGUGGAUUAUAUUUUAAUCUCGCUCAUGGAAUCCUCGCUCGCCAAGUUCGCACAGCCGCACCUUGAUGAAGCUCUCCAGCAUGUUCCAACCCCUCGGCCAAUGCGGCGCGUUCAAGAAGAAGGCUCUGUUCCGCAAAAGGCUUCUAAUCCUCCAACACCGACAAAGGAUUCUACCUAUCUCUCCCUUUUCGGUGGUAUUAGAAAAUCCACAAGCGUUGGUGCUUCGCUAAAAAGUCUCUGGGCAGGUCAGGAUCCAUCUGCCUCUCGGCAGAAGCCUGGCAAGACUGCCGGCGAAGACUCUCAUGUGCCUGCUGUAUCUCGCCCACAAACACCGGAAAGGUAUCACGUCGAAGAACAACCCAUGUCACGAGGUUUCAAGAGCCGGAACCUGAGCGAGAAGCCGGAGAUCCCUCUCAAGAGUACAUUUUACGAGUGGUCGGUUGAGUACUUCCGCGAGCCUCAAAUGAAGCCGACAGAGGCCGACGAGCCUGGAAGUACAGACUACAACGGCAGGCUCUGGCGGAGGAAUCGCAAUGACAGAAUUAUCGCCGAGACCCAACCGUUGAAAGAAAUUGCUGUUUCUAACCGCUGGGAUGUACCACGAGGAUACGUUGACAACCUCAGCCAGCCUGCAAAGAUGUGUUUCCAUCAGUUCGAAGACCAUCUUGUCGUGACGGACACGCGGGACACGGUCAAUAUUUUUGAUUAUUCAAAAUCGGUCAGCAGGAUUAACUGCUUCUCCAAUGGAAAUCCUCCUGAAUCAAAAAUCACCGAGGUGCGAUUCAUCAACGAGGACGAUCAAGCACUGUUGAUGACCGGGUCAUCAGACGGAGUGAUCAAGAUAUUUCGCAACUACGAUCGCAAAGGCGAGACGGAGGGCUUGAUCCUCGUCGCUGGUGACGUCAAGGUCAUUCGCGUGUGGAAUGCUGGAACCGAAGUGUGCACGAAUGACCUUCCAGCGCGUUCGGGUUCUUGUAUCACGUCUUUGACCUCUGAUCAAGUAGAGGGCGAUGUUUUCGUUGCUGGUUUCGGUGACGGGGCCAUUCGAGUGUACGACCAACGUGAGAAGCCUGCCACUGCUAUGGUCAAAGUCUGGAAGGAACACAAACAAUGGAUCACCAACGUCCAUCUACAGCGUGGCGGGCAGCGUGAGCUCGUGAGUGGCUGUCGUGGUGGCGAAGUUAAACUAUGGGAUAUCCGCUGGGAUCGAAGCGUGAAGACGAUACAGGCGACUUCCGAUACUCUCAAGACGCUCAGUGUUCACGAACACGCUCCAGUGUUUGCCACUGGCACACAACGACAUCGCGUCAAGAUCUUCAACAUUAACAACGGCCAACCUGUAUCUCACUUUGAGCCAUACUCAGGCUUUCUUCGCGAUCGAUCUGCUCCCAUCUCUGUCACUGCUUUCCAUCCUCACCGAUUGAUGAUAGCCGCCGCAGCAGUGCAUGACACCCACGUCAACAUCUUCUCAUGCCUAGAGCCCAAAUACUCGGCUGUCAAAACCGUGAAGCUUUGGGACGGAAAUGCGUCAACUUCCAGUCGGGCUUCGACACUUGGUUAA